CCUGCCAGUGAAGACAGAAUGGGAACUUUGCUACAACAGCUGACCCGUGGCAAUGCUCUUUUCCUCAUUAUUAUUUUGGGAAUUGGAGGAACCUUUCAACUUGGCUACCACAGUACUGGAUUGAGUUCCCCCUCACCGUACAUACGGCACUUCAUCAACAACAGCUGGUAUGACAGAUAUGAAGUGACUCCGCCACCUCAGACGAUCACGAUGAUCUGGUCCCUUAUUGUUUCUAUGUAUGCUGCCGGGGGACUUUUUGGUGCUGUCAGUGUCAAAUUGAUCUCCGACGUGCUGGGAAGAAAAAAGGUGAUGAUCUGCAACAGCUACAUUGCCAUUGUUGCAGCAGGGAUCAUGCUGACAAGUAAAAGUGCCAAAUCUUAUGAAAUGAUUAUUGUGGCAAGGAUCCUGUAUGGCUACUCGGCAGGUUUGGGAGGCAGCAUCCAUCUAAUGUACCUGGGAGAGAUUUCUCCCAGAAAUAUAAGAGGGGCUGUGACUCUGACCUCAGCAAUCUUUCUGUCACUUGGUAAACUGUUUGGACAGAUUUGUGGACUGAGUGAGAUACUUGGUCGCGAAGAGCUGUGGAACAUCGUACUCUGUGUACCUGCAUUUUUUUCAGUGGUUCAGGUUGUAGUAUUGCCUUUUCUCCCUGAUGCUCCCAGAUACUUAUUCAUAGAGAAAGGUGAUGAAAAGGCUUGCAUAAAAGCUCUCCAGAGUCUUUGGGGCCAAGGUGACUACAAACAGGAGAUGGAAGAGAUGUUGGCUGAGCAGGCGGCCAUUGAGGCAGCCCCACCAAAAAGCCCUAUGCAGCUGCUGAGGGACAGGACUGUCCGAUGGCAGCUUCUCACCAUGUCCAUCGUCUACUGCUGCAACCAGCUGUCGGGCAUAAUUGCAAUCAGUACCUUCUCUUUUGACAUCUUCCUGGACGCAGGGGUACCGAGAGACAUGAUUCGCUAUGUUACUCUUGGUCUUGGAAUAUCUCAAAUCAUAACCUACAUCUCCUGUGGGCUGCUGAUUGAGCACACAGGGAGGAGGCCGUUGAUCUGGGGGGGUUAUGGUUUCAUGUCUGCUUGCUGGGUGUUGGUCACUGUCAUGCUCAACCUGAAGGAUUCCAGCUACUGGGUUCCAUACAUUUCCGCUAGUUUGAUCAUCCUCUCCACCAUCUUCUAUUGCGGAGGACCAGGGGGAGCCAUACAUAGUGUCUACAAUGAGGUCUUCAUCCAGUCCAAUCGACUGGCAGCGUUUGUCCUCAUUGGAGCCCAGCGCUGGCUGUUUUACGCUGUGGUGGGCCUAGUCUAUCCAUUCCUUACUGAUGCCUCAUACUGCUUUGUGCUGUUUGCCUGUGUGUGCCUGUUGGCUUGUCUUUACACCUUCUUCCUCUUGCCUGAGACUAAAGGGAAAACCCUGCUGGAGAUCUCAGAAGAGUUUAAAGCCAUCACUGUCUGUGGGAAAUCCUUCUUAAAGGAAAAGAGAGUGGCGACCAAGUUAUGAGGCAGUCCAGAUACAGUAGCCUGUUAAUUUGAACAGACAGAGGAAUAAUGAAUGACUCUGUGUGACCUUAAGGACAAUAUAUGCUUUGUGAAGUAUCAAUUGCUAAAACAUCCAUCAAUAAACACUGUCUAUAUGCAGGGGGAAAACAGUACAAUGGAAGAAUACUGGAGCUAAAUCACAGAGACAAAUAUGUAAGCAAUAAUGAACCAUGAUGUUU
This is a messenger RNA of Etheostoma spectabile (orangethroat darter), 1705 nucleotides long. It is a transcript of the gene slc2a9l1, whose product is annotated as solute carrier family 2 member 9, like 1. Gene Ontology annotation, cellular component: plasma membrane. The transcript is spliced from 12 exons. Lineage: Eukaryota; Metazoa; Chordata; Actinopteri; Perciformes; Percidae. Gene Ontology annotation, molecular function: D-glucose transmembrane transporter activity. The record is from RefSeq and is a predicted model, not a curated record. Gene Ontology annotation, biological process: dehydroascorbic acid transport. Bases 19 to 1488 code for a protein of 489 amino acids.